AUAAUUUCUGGAGGUUCGAAAUCAGAGAACGAAACGUCGAAACGAAAUCAUCGUUAUCGUAUCGGAAUCGCGCUCUCAAACACAGCCGAAAUCGGUGAAAUUGGAUGGGGAAGAGAAAAGAGCGCCGCCUCGCCGCUCAGAGCAACGCCGGUCGCCGUGUCAAGCUCGAUCUCUUCGCGGAACCCUCUGGAGAUUUGGGUGGAUCCACUGAACAUGAUGAAGACGGAGGUGAUAAAGAUACGAACAAUCGUGACGGGUUACCCAAUUCACCAACUUCUUCAGGUCAGCAACCACAGAAUCCUCUGCUAUUGCUUGGGCAGUAUAGUGAUGAUGAAUUGGACGAGGAAUCAAAUAAAGAACAUAAUCAUGCCACUCUGGAAAGUUCCUCACCUAAGGAUGAGGUUAAGCAUUUGCCUGAUGAAGAUUAUAAAGAUCUGGAGGUCAAUGUUGGUGAAGACCUUUCCGAACAGGAAAGGGAGCAGGAGUCUAUUCCACCUGAUGUUUCCCAGAAUCUGGAGGGAAGUGAUGAAAAAGACAGUGCUCCUACCAUAUCGGGUGAUUUACAAAAGGAAGUGGAUUUGACAGAACAAAACUCCAUUUCUGUAACAUCUGAUGUACAAGUUAUUGGUGAUGUUACUUUAGGCUGGAAGAUAGUAAUGCAUGAGGAGAGUAACCGUUAUUAUUACUGGAAUAUUGAAACUGGGGAGACUUCAUGGGAAGAACCUGAUGUUUUAGUUCAGGCAACUGGAUUAACCAAUGGUCAGACAAUCCCUACUGUUAUUGAAAAAACAGAGAUUGCUCCUGUGGGUAUGGAUGAGCCCAGCAUCAUUUCAGGUGCAAUAUUAGGUGGUUCUUCAGCUGCUCACCCACUUGAAGGGACCAUGGGUGCCAAUAUGAUUCCUCAGGGAAUAGAAGUUUAUGGACAUGGGUACCAGAUGGAUGAUUGCAGUGAAGCAUACAAGAAUGAGGCUUGGAAAGAUUCAAAUUGGGGCACUGAUGUCAACUCAAGAGAAUUAAGAGCUGGUUCUGAGAAGCAUAUGCAUGAUAUGGUAGCUACUGAAGGACAUGACUCCGGGGUUGCUCUUUCUUCUCAUCUUGUGCAACAGAGUGAGUGUUUGUUACAGAGACUGAAGUCACUUAACGGGUCUGACAAUCACCUACAAGGUCAUGACACGAUCUCAAAGUAUAUUUUGGAAAUCGAGAUUAGACUUUCUGAUUUAAAGUCACUUUCAUCCUAUGGCACAUCUUUGCUUCCUUUUUGGGUACAUUCUGAAAAGCAGCUGAAACGGCUUGAAAGUGUGAUUAAUGAUGAAGUUUCCAAGAUUGCUAAAUCUGCACAUAUAGAUGAAGUUGAGGCAACUAAUGUUUCUGCCUUCAGUGGAAAGGGCAAAUUGCAGGAAAGCAUGGGCCAUGAGCCUGAAGCAAAUGGAACAGAAACUAAAGGUGUUCUUUCUACUUCUGAAAAUCCUGAUGUUCCUACUUAUGUUUACACAUCAACGGUAGUCCAGAAAGUUUCACACAACAAGGAACCUCUUGUAAAUGCUGAACAUGGUUCUUCAUUAAGUUCACCUACUAGAGUUUUAAGAAGUGGUGCUGGAGUUGGUGAACAAGUCAGUGGGGCUGAAUUGGGUGAUGAAUCAACUCAUGAGCAUAAGUUUAAUGCUGCAGAAGAUGUUGACAUGGACGUGGACAUGGAAGUUGAAGAUACAACUUCUUCAGGCGACACAAGUACAUUGGUUGCAUUGAACCCUAGUGAUUUUCCUCCAUUAGAGCAUCCAAUUCAGCCGAAUCUACCUACAGAUUAUCCGUCUUUGGUGUCAGAGGAUGGGUUUACUGUGCCCCCUCCUCCAGAUGAGGAAUGGAUUCCCCCACCCCCGCCUGAUAAUGAACAUAUUCCUCCUCCCCCACCUGAUGAACCACCUGAACCCUCAUAUCCUCCUCCUUCCUACACAGAGACAGAGCAACCUCUUUCUUACACUGGGCAAUACAAUUUAUCAUAUCCGGCUUCUAGUUUUGAAUAUCAUGUACCUUCAGUUGCUCAAGUCCCAAGCAGUGAUUUGUAUGGACAUGCUGAAGGAUCUCAAUUUGCUGUGCCCCAUGCACCAAUUUAUUAUGGCACGGAUCCUAAUACAUAUACUCAGACUGCCACUGUCAUAGUUAACCCUAUUCAGCCUGUUGCUUAUUAUGAGCUUCAAGCUGGAACAAUCCCCUCUGUACCUGUGGUUAGUGGUGUCGAGUCUUCUGGGUUUCUGAGCGAGUCGGCUUCUGUUAGCUAUGACAGCCUUCCUGCUGAACAAGUUGCAUCCGUCGACCCCUUUGUGGGAGUGGGCCAUAAUUCAUCACUAAAUGUGAAUGUCAAUAUUUCUGCUGUUGGGGGUGAUAAGGCAUCUAUAGAGGUUCCUUCUACCUCAGCUUCUAUUCAAGCUCCUGCAACCAUUUCAGGGAAAGAGAGUUUUUCUGUGCCACCAACUGAUCCUGUUGCUGCUGCAGCUGUUGCUGCCACAUCAAUGGGUACCAAGGUUCAAUCCAAGGUUUUGCGCAGUAAAAAACGUACAACUGCAGUUGCCCCAUCCUUGAGGUCUAAUAAAAAAGUCUCCAGUUUGGUGGAUAAGUGGAAGGCAGCGAAAGAGGAGUUGCUAGAAGAUGAGAAAGAACCUGAAGAUGCUUAUGAGAUCUUAGAGAGGAAGCGACAAAGGGAAAUAGAGGAAUGGCGUGCACGGCAAAUUGCCAGUGGAGAGGCCAAAGACAAUGCUAAUUUUCAGCCUCUGGGCGGGGAUUGGCGUGAGCGGGUUAAGCGCAGGAGAGCUAAAUUAGCCAAUGAAGCUGCAAAGACUCCUCCAGAGGCACAUAGUGAUGGAAACCAGCAGCCUGAUUUGAUAGAACUCUCAAGAGAUCUUCCAUCAGGAUGGCAGGCUUAUUGGGAUGAAUCCUCGAAGCAGGUCUAUUACGGAAAUUCUGCCACGUCCGAGACAUCUUGGACCAGGCCAACGAAAUGAGCAGCUAUUAUAAUUUUAUGGCAAUUUUGAGAUGUCGAAGACAGCAUGGACCGGUCCAACGAAACGAGCCUUCAUUAAAAUUUUGAUUAACGUAGUUCAGAAAUUCAUUUACUUAUUGAAUUACUGGUUGUAAUUUUUCAUUGAGUAUAGUUUUUACCCUUGUAUAUCUUUAAAGGUCUGAUUAGGAAUCAAUUUCUUAGCCCAUUCUAUGAAAGCAUAAAGUACACAGUAGUCUUUGUUUA
This is a messenger RNA of Corylus avellana, 3238 nucleotides long. Its product is annotated as WW domain-containing protein. Lineage: Eukaryota; Viridiplantae; Streptophyta; Magnoliopsida; Fagales; Betulaceae. Gene Ontology annotation, molecular function: protein binding. The record is from RefSeq and is a predicted model, not a curated record.